AAAGAUGGUAUGUUCUGUGUGUAGUACGCCUGUCAACUAUCAUAUUUGUAAAAAGAAGACAAAUUUUUGGUUAUGUUUAGAGCAUCUCAAACGCCGCCGUAACGUUUUAUAAAAUAUAAGUAUUGUAAGAUCACUUACACCGAAUUAAAAUGAAGCUAGUACGUUUUUUGAUGAAAUUAAGUCACGAAACCGUGAGUAUGGAACUCAAAAAUGGCACCCAAAUCCACGGUACAAUAACGGGUGUAGACGUAGCAAUGAAUACCCACUUAAAAGCUGUGAAACUAACUCCCAAGAAUCGUCCAGCAGUAAAUUUAGACACAUUAACUAUAAGAGGCAAUAAUAUUAGAUAUUUCAUACUACCAGAUAGUUUACCACUUGAAACUCUUCUUAUCGACGAUACUCCUAAGGCAAAAGCUAAGAAGAAGGAGUCUGCUCGAGGAGCAGCUAGAGGUAGAGGAAGAGGACGUGGUAGAGGUGGUCCUAGAGGAAGAGGUAGAGGCAGAGGUCGUCGAUAAGGAAAUGAAAUAUAAUUAUCUACAACUGUAUACAGUUAAAGACUUAUUUUCUAUGACUAGGUUUAAUAAGUGUUUGAAAACAUUCUCUUAAUAGAAAUAAAUUUUUCAUAUUAUGAGUCCUAUGGGAUUUGUGAAUUUUUUAAAGUUUUUAAAUAAAAACUUUGUAAUUAUUGUCAAUGUGUUAAUCAAGGUGAUUUGUUUCCCAUAGUAUAGUAAUAGAAAUGGUAACAUGAUAGUGACUUAAUUAUUUGAUUUUUUUUUAAUAAAUACCACUGUAGAGGAAUGUUUUAUGAUAUUACAAUCUGAUCAGAACGAAAUCAAUGAGCAAUAUUAUUCUAACCUAAAUUACUAAGAUUACCUUAGAGUCUAAUGUUUUAAUAACACUUAAACCAUUGUACUACACCUAUCCUCAUUAAGCUCUGCUUUCUCACUAAAUAAUUGUUGCACUAAUUGAUGAUAGUCCUUAGUAUCUUAUUCUGGAAUCAUUGAAUAAUUUCAAAGUUAAUCUUACUGGCACAACGCCAGAUUGUAUGCCAUAACAUAAAAUAGGUCUCAAUAUUUGCUUGUAUAGAAGCAGUUUGAUGUACAUUGAUAAUUUUGAACUUUGUUCUAGUAGCCAAUGCAUCUUUUUAUUCUUAAUAUCAAGCUUCUCACCUACUUUUUUUUAUAUGGACUUUCCAGCUUUCUAGUGAAGUCUAACAUCGAGAGUUAUAUACAUAUUUUGCUGUAUUAGCAUAAGGAACAUAAACAUUGUUCAUUCUGAUAGGAAACUAUCUUUUUUAUUCAUGAAGUUGAUGUGAAUGGAUUUAGUUUCAUUCAAUUUAAUAUCUCUUGGCUCAGUUGCUAAUUUGGACAACAGAUGUUUGAAACUUUUUAGCAACUUCUUUGUGGAUAUCUCUCAAGGCCAUAACUGCCGAGUCAACAGCGAAAGUAGUUAUUGUGUGGUGUUCAUGUUCAGGAAUGUUAUUAGUGUACAACAGAUAGAGCACUGUACCAAGUACACUACCCUGGGGUACUCCUGCCUUGAUUUCUUUUAAAUCAGUAUAUGAUUCGUCUUUGCAAUAAUCUGAAAUAUCUGACUAGUAAAAUUUUAGGAUUUGGGAAUAUUGUCUUGGCAGAACCAAUUUGUGAAGUAAUCCUUUGUACCAUAUUUUACGAAAGGCUUGCGUCACAUCUAAAAAGACAGUGGAACAGACUUCUUUUUUCCAAUGAUUUGGUUGAAAAACUAACAUAAUAUCUAGAAAAGUUUUCAAUGUUAGUUACGACAACCUUGCAUCUAAGAGGAGUCUCUUUCAAUGCCUUGAUGCUUACUAAUAUUGUUAAUGGCUGUUAUCAGGAGACAGGCUGCCAUUUUACCCUUUUCAAAAAGCACAAUUUUCUGAUGUAGUUCACAAGAUUUUUGCAUGUGAGUCGUGGUUCAUCUACUUUUAUAAUAAAUUUUAUGCAUUAGUUGCAUAAUAGGUAAUAAGUAGGAAUCAGUCGCACCUACGCAUUGGAAAGGCUAUUUUAUGUUUUAAUUAUAUUACCCCAAACAUUAAAAAAUCGUUAUAAAAAAUUAUAUGCCUUUAUGUGAUUGGGAAAAAAUAUGCAAACUCAUUUUCAGACAACGUUUUUGGGUUUUUUUUUUGGCAAAUUAAAGAAAAAAAUGGAAAAUAUCACUGGCUUCUUAAUAAUGGUUUUCAAUAUAUUUCAUAUUUAUAAAUAAAUUGUAAGAGGUAGUUGGGAUAUAACUUCACCAAGUUCUCAUUUUACAAAGUGUAUUAUUUGCCUUUCUAAAAUAUUCCAUUUGAAACUCUUACAAAAUAUGCCUGUCUUCCGACUCCCUGUUGUUUCUUUUUUUGACUUUGAACAUAAACAAGUAGCAAGUAAAUAUUAAAAAAAUGGUAUGGUUAUGAUGUAAUAUAUUUUUUUCUCCAGAAUAGUUAUUAGGGACUUCUGACAUUUAAAACUUUCGACGAUAUAUAUAAUAGUAUGAAUAGUAUCGGUAUAUGAUAAAUAAAAUUCCUGUACACUCUGUUUAUUUAAUUUAUUCUCAAAAACUAAGAUAUAAAAGUGCAAAUCCCUAUGUUCAACCCGGUUGAUAAAAUAUUGCUGGUAGAAACUGUAAAAACACCAUCUUCAAUCCAAAAUGUAUAAUACCAGCUUCAACUAAAGAAAAUCCGGAGGAAUACAUUUUUUGAAGAAAAAUGAUAUUGUUUAUUUGAUUAUCCGUUUAUUUUAAAUAAGAAUCAGCGAUAGUAAAAAUAUAUUUUGAAAGAAGCUAAAUACAUCAAACAAACUUUUGUUAAUUCGCCUUUCGCGAUAUUACAUAAAUAAAAACCUCAUGAAAUUUGUGGGGGCAAAUAAAAAUAUUUAUUGCUAAAGAAUAUGGUUAGAUAUUUAGUAUACUAAAUUUUAUUAAAUGAAAAUUAUGUUAUUUCUCAAAGUUAUUAUAAAAAUAUAAUAUGAAUGUUCAAUAACAUUGGAUUAAACAUGUCGAAAUAUUACAUCUUCCAUGAAUUGUUCUCAUAACAAACCACAAUAAACGUUUUGCAAAUGUCCUUAAGAGCAUGCGUCGCCUCAACUGGUGCGUUUAGAUGAAUUCUAGCGUAAACAUGGCGAAUAUCGGGCAAACUGUGUAACUUUAAUAAAAACAAAUAAAUCUGAUUGUGCUAUAUACUUUAUAAGAACAAUUUAAUAAACUGUGUGCACCAUAAUAGUAUGGACAGUGUAGCAACAGGGUUUUUGGUCAUAAGCAGAAUCAUUAUCCUUCUCAAGAAUAAGGAUUAAGGAACAUACAAUUGUAUAUAAUCAAUAAUAUUUUGUUGUUCAGAGAAAAUCAUGGACAUUCAAUCAAGAAAAUAAGUAUAAAAAGCUGAAGGAAGAAACUCAGAAAUAAAAAUAAAUAUAAAGAAAAGGGAAAUUUUCGACUUGAAAACAUGACACAAAUUAGUUAUAGAUAUUAUACUAUUUUCAUUAGUUUUUAUAUUAUUUUAUUACUACAUAUCAAAUUGCAGUAAUAUAUAAUGAUAAAUAAUUGUACCCCAUUAUAAUGAAAAUGAAAACUAUGCGAAAGAAUAUUUAUGUUUUUAAAUUUAUUCCUUCAACAGAAAAUUUCUUCUAGAGUCUCUACUGUAUAACAACAUUGAGAAGGAUUCAGAAACAUGCAAAUAUAUAUAAUUAAUAAUAUUUCCUUGUUUAAAUUAUUCUAGAACUAUUCUAAUAAAUGGAAAUAAAAUUAAGAACAUUUAGUUAAGAAAAUAAAUAUGAACAGUUCUAACACAGGAAGAAACUGACAUUUUCAAUUUUACAAUAUCAUGCCUGAAAGUUUUCAAUUCCAUACUUUUUUGAUUUUUUUUCAUUUUCAAAAACUGUUGAAAAUAAACUUGCAAAAAAAUAUGUAAAAUGAUAUUUAUGCUUAUAAAAAUAAAUAUUCAAAAGUCUAAAAGAGGAAGAAACUGAAAUUUUUAAAUUGAAAACAUCACACCGGAAAGUUUUCAAUUCAAUAAAACUGUAAGAACGUUUGUAAAAUAUGACCCAGGUAUGUAAAUUUAUGUAAAUUAUUAUAUCUGGUCUAAUUUACAGUUUAUCAAUCAAAUUUACAUUCACCUGAAUUUUUGUGGUAAUAUUUGUAAAUCUUUAUUAAUACUUUCAAUUACUCUAAGUCUGUUCCACAACUCACAUUAUAUAAAUCCAAAUUUAGAUUCUCUUAAUGAAACCACAGCAAAAUGGAACUAAAUACAGAAAUUGAGAAAUAUUAUGAAUAUUAGAAUACCAAUAAAACUCUGGUGGCCUGUGUUUUUAUACAAAAUAUUUUUGUUUCAUACCAAAAAUAACAAAAACCUAGAAGUUUUCAAAAAAAUUCGGAUGGGUUGGGUUUUGUACAAAAAUGGGAUUCUUGCCAACCCUGCUUUAUUAUUAGUAUAUAGGAUAGCUCACUUCUACGACAGUAUCUCAAAAAUUCUCCGGCCAAAAGGAAGCUACAGAUCGGUAUAGAUUAAGAUAACUUAACUUAAUUUACCUUUAUCAAAAAGUUUCUAAUGCCCUUUGAUAAUGACACUGCUAAGUCAGUUUUUCAAUAUACUGCAACCCGCAAACUUCAAUUUUAGUACAUUUUAUUAACCUGCAGUCAUUUUCUUUGCUUAAAAUCGCUAUUAUCUAUCGUCUUAGAUGAAAUUCAGUUUUAAUGUUUUGUAUAUUUGUCAUACAAUAUCAAUAUUGAAUCCCCAAAAGACUUUUCUUUUAGAUAAAAAUAUUUAAAGUGGUGUCCCGUUCCUCUAAGCAUCCACUCCCGGAUAAAUCCGCAGAUGGGUGCAAAGAAGAACAUUCCACCACCCCUGUUAUUUCGACAGAUUCUCAUCCUCAUUCGCGUCACAGUUGCGCGCGUAGACUCCUCUGAGUUCUAUGAGAGAUUUUGGAAAGUCUUAUUUUUUUGUUAAAAGUUAAUCUUAUGGGUAUACACUCUUUUCUACUUCGUAGAAAGACGUAUGGACGUCUUAAUGUGUGUGUUUGCUUCGGGUUAAUCCUUUCCAACCUUUUACAAAUAUUAACAAGAUUCUUGUCAGGGCAUUGCCACCUCAAUAGAUAUCUAGAGACGCUAGGUUUAGCAGAAGCUGCAAUGUACAAACUCUGCUAUGUAUACAACGAAUUCUAUAUCCACAAUCUCUCGAAGUGUGAGAGAUUUCGGAACUGUGGAGCACUACACCUGUGGGCGUAUGAAAUGGAUUAAAUCCUCUCAUAGAACAGGAUCAUAGUUUGCAAGCAGAUGCACGAAUUUCACGUAACCACAUAACAUCGAUUCACUUUAAACUAAGCAUAAAAUAAAAGAAGCGUAAAAUACCCAUGAAUUUGAUGCACUGACAUGAAAACUCUGCAGGUUUUCUUAAGCUCGUUUUACGAUAUUGAAAUGAUUACUACAUCGUCUGCGUAUGCCAGAAGUUGCGCGAAGCAACGCAAUACGAGCGCCUAAAACUUUUUUCGCCUUUUGAUAAUAAAUGGUAUAACUAAUCAGGAAUUAGAUGCUUGGAUGUUAUUUUCACCUUUAUAGAGUACACGUCUAAUUUAUGCGUAAAAUACUUUAUUUGUAUUAAUAUUUUGGAUGACUUCGGGGCUUCUCUGCAUAAAUAACAAAACGUGAAUAUGAAUAAAUGAACUCGUUUUUAAAUUCACUCGUUCCCGGUAUUUAUAAUUUGCGUUGUUUUCAAAUUCAAUAACUUAUAAAUUACAACUAACUUCUUAAUGAUUUCGCUUUAUUUUUUCUGUUUUGCAAUUCGAUAAUAUUUAUCUCAAGUCUCAAAACGCCUCGUAAUCCAUUCCACUUGGGUUUGGACUAAGUGGAACGGGAAAGAUCUUAGUCGUGAACAUCAUUGUCGUGAGUGCUUAGUGGAAUGCACCCAUAGUAGUUCUUUUUUCUGUUCAAUUGAAAAAAUCGAGCCACUUGCCACCAUCUUUUCAGUAGCUUAACCCAACGCUGUGCUAUCGCUACGUUAUGGGUUGAUUGGUAUUCGAAAGAUACAUUUAUAUGUUCUAAAUAGUUGACAUAUUUUAUAUAUAUCGACAUUUAAAGAAAAGAAGAAAGAUAACUAUUUCUUGUCAAAAAAAUAUUGAUUGCAGAUUUCAAAAAAAUUAUUAAUUAGAUUUCCUCAAGUUAAUUAUGUAUAAAAUAAACACUCCAACGGAAAUUUCGUAUUGAAAAAAUACAUUUAAUUUCAUAAUUGUGCUAGUUUCGAAAUAUGUCGUACAAGUGACCCAACCUAUAGAUAUACAGUUGAUAUUAUUCCUUACAAGGCAUUUAUACAUAUACAACCUUUAUUUUUGUACAUACACUUAAGAUUUUUAAUACGUUCUUAGAAUAUUGUUUAUACGCAUAUAUGAUAUACUGGGUGAUCUGAAUUAAAAAAAAAAAAAAAUAAA
Diorhabda sublineata is the source of this 6407-nucleotide messenger RNA. It is a transcript of the gene SmD1, whose product is annotated as probable small nuclear ribonucleoprotein Sm D1. The record is from RefSeq and is a predicted model, not a curated record. Gene Ontology annotation, molecular function: RNA binding. NCBI's taxonomy places the organism in Eukaryota, Metazoa, Arthropoda, Insecta, Coleoptera, Chrysomelidae. Gene Ontology annotation, cellular component: U5 snRNP; U2 snRNP; spliceosomal tri-snRNP complex. The transcript has 3 exons. Gene Ontology annotation, biological process: spliceosomal snRNP assembly; RNA processing. The coding region runs from base 150 to 515 and encodes 121 amino acids.